Linum tenue is the source of this 669-nucleotide messenger RNA. The record is from the annotation of a GenBank genome assembly. NCBI's taxonomy places the organism in Eukaryota, Viridiplantae, Streptophyta, Magnoliopsida, Malpighiales, Linaceae.
AUGAAGGUCUUCAAGAUCAUCACCAACCCCAAAUCCCUAAGCCCCAAACGCCUCUUCCGCGCCGCCUCCAAAAAGACCACCAAAUCCGCCGCCGUCUCCAGAUCCGAACCUUCCUCCUUCGCCGAAUCCACCACCACCACCUCCUCCUCCUCCGAGCCGGCCGCCGCCGCCACCCCCAAGAGCGUCCUCCCCCACUCCUCCUCCUCCGGCGAGUGGUCCUCCGACGUCUCCGAGCUCACCUACCUCGACCUCCAGCACGCCUUCCGGAUAAUCGACCGCGACAACGACGGCGUCGUUUCCAAAUCGGAGCUCGCGUCGCUGUUGGGCCGGCUGGGCAGCUCCGACGAGGUUGCGGCGAUGCUGAGCGAGUUGGGCCGGGCCGGGGGCCGCGAAGACGGGACCGUGACCGUGGAGGCCCUGAUGGGCCAGAUCGGGUCGUCGGGCUGGGAGCCCGCGGGCCCGGACGAGCUGAAGGAGACGUUCGGGUUCUUCGAUUUGGAUCGGGACGGGCGGAUCACGGCGGAGGAGCUGCUGGCCGGGUUCUCGGCGAUCGGGGACGCCAAGUGCACGUUAGAGGAGUGCCGGCGCAUGAUAGCCGAGGUGGAUAAGAACGGGGACGGGUUCGUCUGCUUGGAGGACUUUUGUAGAAUGAUGGACCUCCAGAGGUGA